Molecule: messenger RNA, 562 nt
Organism: Dinoponera quadriceps
Lineage: Eukaryota; Metazoa; Arthropoda; Insecta; Hymenoptera; Formicidae
Exons: 3
Coding region: 1-549 (182 amino acids)
Cellular component (GO): extracellular region
Molecular function (GO): chitin binding
Source: RefSeq, a predicted model, not a curated record
AUGGCGCGAGAAAAGCUCCUCGCCCUGCUGUUCGUCGGCUUCGUCGCGCUGGCUCUGAGUUUGCCCCAGCAGACAAAAACCAAGCGACCCACUCCGGUAUUCAAGUCGAAAACCGGCGGUCUGCUGCUGCCCGACAACGCGACGCUGAUCCGCGAGAACAUCGUCGACACGUUCUCAUGCCAGGACAGAAUUUACGGAUACUACGCCGACAUGGAGAACGAGUGUCAAGUGUUUCACGUGUGCCUACCGCAGGCGAGGGGCGCGAUUCGGUGGAGCUUCAUCUGCCCCGCCGAGACGGUUUUCAAUCAGGCGACAUUCGUGUGCACACGAACGGAGAGCUCGAUACCAUGCGAAGAGUCGGAAAAGUACUACGCGUUGAACGAGGAAAUUGGCAAGGAGAUAGAGGAGGAAGAAGAAGCGGACCUGGAACGGGGGAAGGAGAGUGCCACGAAAACUCCCGAGUCCGAAGUCCAGAGUCCGGUGUCGAAGAAACCGCCGACGAGGAGCUCGAGACUGGUGGAUCGCGAGAGAUUGUUCCGACAUUACUGAAGGGGAGUCUCGU